ACUAAAAUCAUACAAUGUUUACUGGAAUAUAAAAUCAGUUUAUUUGUUAAGUCAAACUAAUUAUUACACUAUGCUAGCAUAUAUUGUAACUUUUUCUUUUACAAACAUAUAUUCAAAUAUAAUAGAACUGCUGUUUUCGUGAGGAAUGAAAUAGGGAAUAUAUUGGUAACCAGUGGAAACUAAACAUUACAUUAUAGAAACAUUCAACACUUUUCCUGCCGGAACAGAAAGUGACCACCCCUUGACGCCAGUAAAGAGACUAGCAAGCAUGUACACCCGUGCGAUACAGUUUGACCUGGCUAAAUUUGAAGAUGUACAAAAUCCAUUUAGCAAUUUAGCAGGUUUAAUGUAAUGAAUACCGUGUAAAUUGUAGAGAGGUACCAUUUCUAUAAAUCAUUUUUGCACUUCAUUUCAACAUACACGUAAUUCAACACUAGUGUCAUACUGUUGGCAAUGGUUACAUGCAAUAUGGAAUACAUAAACAUUAAUAGUAACGUCCAUUUAAACAUUCAUUUUGACUUUCCUUUAAAUCUCUUUGCCUUGGAAAUUAUAACUGUCUAUCAUUUUGAUCAUUUCUGCCAAUUAAAGUUUAUAAUAUUGACGUUUUCGGGAGUUUUCAUAUAGACUUUCUUUAAACUUAGCAUGUUGUUAGAAUUUAAUGAUAGAAACAUUUUAAGGGAAACAAAUUCGGGGGUCGCCGUUCUUACUUCAGACUUAUCUGUCCUUGAAUCAGAAGGUUUCACUUAUUUGAGAUCAUUUCAAGGGCAGAGAACUUAUACGUAUGUUUAUAAUAUUUAUUUUUUUUUGUUAAGAAAAUAUGCAUCAACAAAUAUCAAUCUGUGGUAAUUCAAGAAAUAAAGCUUAUAUAACUUAUUAUUCAAAAACCUAUUGUUGCUAAGAGAUCACCAGAAUUUUUUCAGUUUUUCUUUUGCGAACAACAACCAUGUUAAGAAUUGUCAAACAAAGUAUGUCUAGUUACUUCUCUUGAUGUGUCAAUAUUUGUACUGUAAACAUGCAGACACUUUAUUGCAAUCAAAUAAAGUUGAUAAGCUCGAGGAGAGUGUUGAGUCAAUUAUCUAGACGCAAAAACACAAUACAUGUAUACAAAAGUUCAGAGUACACCCAAUAUUAUCUUAUAUUUUCGGUAUAACCUGGUCCGGUGUAAGAAGUACACUAUUACGGAACAAGGGAUCAAACAAAAAAAUAAACUAGAUAGUGAAUCACGACCAUGUAUGAAUGCGAUAUAUGCAAUGGUUCGUUUUCAACUCGCAACCGACUUAAAUCACAUAGAAAACAAAAACACGGGACUGUUCGGUGCUGGUGCAGGCGCAUGUUUGUUUUUGAAAAAGAGAUGGAGCAACAUAGAGAAGAUAUGGUUAAAAAUGCUAAAUUUUAUCGGUGCCCUGAUUGCUGCUUGUCUUUCCAUUCUGAGCUGGACAAACAACAUCAUUUACGAUCGUUUGAGCAUGGUUGUCCUGAAGAUUACACUAUUGAAGAACCUGCUGAGCGGACGAAACCAAAAAGGCACAGACUAAGAAGAAACAAGUCAGGUAGUGGCGAGCAUGCAUGCCAUACUUGUGUCAGAAGAUUUGCAAAAUAUAAUAGCUUACAGCAACAUCAAAAGAGUUUGGGACACCUCGCACAGAGUAUUGGAGCAAGAGAACGAGUCAGGCGUGAUUCAAACCAGGGAUAUAUAACAGUAAAUCAAAGGGACAUGACUGAUUCAAGAGAUAGAGAAGAUACUACACCAAGAAAACAAUACUUUGAUGAUUUCUAUGAGAGAAAUGUAAAAGUAGAUAAAAGUGACAUGACUAUGUCAAGAAAUAUAGUAGAUACUACACUGAACAAGUUAAUGUCCAAUGUAAGAGAUCAGCGAGGAGGCACAAUGUUUAACCCGAAUGUGAUCAAAGCUGGUAGCGUUCCCAUUAAUGCUAAAAUUGGUAAAGCCGAUGAAUUUGAUACAAAUAUUGAGCUGAACGUUAUUCCUAAAGACAUACGACAACACGGAACGGUGAACUUUGGCUAUGUUACCAAUGACGACACAGCAAGUUUGAAAGUGAAACGUGACUUAUGUUUGGAAACCAAAAUCAUUCCAGAGGGAUUUGCAACAGUAAAGGUAGAAAAAGGAAGUGUUCCAAACACCCUUCUCCAUGACAAUUAUAUCAUUCCAUGUAAAAUCAAGCAAGACCUUUUCAAUAAAAUUGAAACUGCAAAGAAAGAUCUAUCAUUAUCAAAUGUAGAUAUAAGCAGCAAAGCACAUGGUCCAGCUUUAACACUGACAAUUUACCCGGAUAGAUAUAGCGGCGUAAAACAUGAUAUAAACGUAGAUAUCACACUAUCUAUAAAAUCGGAUAUCUCCGUCACAGACCACGGAUGGCCUCGGCCAGCGACAAAAAGCUAUGGAAAAAGAAUUAAUUGAUGAGGCUAUCAAAACUGGAACACACUUGGUGCCGAAGAAGGAUCAAAUGUGGUCAAUUUCUAACUCUAAAGCCGAGAGGACAUUACUGUCGUCCAUUGAUGCCGGCAAUGGUUGUAGGAAAAAAAUAUACAAAGUGAUGAAAAAACAUGUCCAAACUUGCAAAUCACAGUCGUUAGACGGACUUCCGGAAAUAUCUUCUCAUAUUUUGAAGACGCAAAUACUUUGGUCCUGUGAGAAACAUGCAAGCAAGGAAUACUGGCACGUGAGUAAUCGUGACACAUGUCUUGUGGAGACCAUGAAAGAAAUGGAGUUAGCACUUCUUCAAGGUCAUCUUCCGGACUACUUUAAUCCGAAUUUGAACAUGCUGGAAGGGAAAAGUAUGAGCCAACUUAGAAGCGUGGCAAGUCAUUUAAGAGCAGAAUACGAAACAUUUCUUAGCAAAUAAACAACAAAAGCAAGUUUCGAAAUAUGACUUUUUUCGAUUUAGUUCUUAUAGUAAUGGGAGUUUCUCACACUAGAUAUAGUUUGCAUUCAUCAUAAACUAUUGUUUGUGUGUUGUCCGGUUAGUUGACUUAAUCUGUUGUUUAUUUAACAUAGUUUGUUUAUUUAUCUGUAUGUGCUAUAUAUGAUGUUAUCAUGUGUAGUUUAAGAGCUUGUGUUAUCAUGUGUUGUAUACCCGACGUUAUUUAAUAUAUAUAGUUCUAAAACGCUUCACAUUAUUCUCAUGUUCAAGAGACAGGACAGUCGAGUUUCAUUAUAUAGCCAAUAUAUGCACUGAUUACGUGUCGUAUGCCGUCAUUUUUUGAAUAAACCAAAUUAAUUCUCCGUUCAA
Ruditapes philippinarum (Manila clam) is the source of this 3251-nucleotide messenger RNA. Its product is annotated as complement C1q-like protein 4. The record is from RefSeq and is a predicted model, not a curated record. Gene Ontology annotation, molecular function: protein binding; RNA polymerase II transcription regulatory region sequence-specific DNA binding; DNA-binding transcription factor activity, RNA polymerase II-specific. Gene Ontology annotation, cellular component: nucleus. The transcript has 5 exons. NCBI's taxonomy places the organism in Eukaryota, Metazoa, Mollusca, Bivalvia, Venerida, Veneridae. Bases 1229 to 2419 code for a protein of 396 amino acids. Gene Ontology annotation, biological process: regulation of transcription by RNA polymerase II.